Neohortaea acidophila is the source of this 1237-nucleotide messenger RNA. RefSeq names its product 3-oxoacyl. The transcript has 7 exons. Bases 120 to 962 code for a protein of 280 amino acids. NCBI's taxonomy places the organism in Eukaryota, Fungi, Ascomycota, Dothideomycetes, Mycosphaerellales, Teratosphaeriaceae. Gene Ontology annotation, molecular function: oxidoreductase activity, acting on the CH-OH group of donors, NAD or NADP as acceptor. The record is from RefSeq and is a predicted model, not a curated record.
CCUCAUCAUGACUCUUGGGCAGCAUGCUGACGAUUGGGCGUCGCCGUCGAUCCGUAUAAGACGUCUCUACACGGAGAACAAAGGCUCAUAGCGCGGUAUACCUUCGAGAGCACGUGACCAUGACGACUUCACGACUCAAUUUUCCGCAAGGCCUAUUGGCGGGCCAGGUUGCCAUUAUCACUGGCGCAGCUCAAGGCAUCGGCGCUGAGACUGCCCGGGUCUUUUCGCGAGAGGGCUGCAAGGUAGCUGUAGCGGAUCUAGACCAGGCAAAGGCCAGCGCAGUAGUCGAAGCCAUCAAAGCCGAAGGUGGAGAUGCAAUCGCCGUCGCAGGAGACGUCACGAAGAACGACUAUAUCGAUCUCCUCGUCCAGAAGACGGCCGAGUUUGGCAACGGCCAGAUUCAUAUCAUCGUGAAUAAUGCGGGCUACGCUUGGGAUGACCCUAUUGAGAAGAUUCAAGACAAACAAUGGGACACCAUCAUAUCACUACACAACACCGCUCCCUUCAAGCUCGUAAGAGCUGCAGCACCGUACUUUAUGGUCGAGGAUGGUAAGGAUAGAUGUAUCAUCAACAUCUCUUCGACGUCUGGCGUUUAUGGGAACGCUGGACAGGCCAGUUAUGCUCUGGCCAAAGCUGGUGUUAUCGGCUUGACAAAGACGAUUGCUCUUGAAUGGGGACCACGGUUUGGCGUUCGAGCGAACACUGUCGCUUUCGGUCCGAUCAAGACUCGCCUGACGACUGCUCCGGAGGGAGAAUUUGUAGUUCGACCAGAUGGGACUAAGCAUGCCGUGGGAUUCCAUCAUGGAUAUGACGAGCCAGAAAAGUGGAUUGGAGAUAUCCCUCUGCGACGAAUCGGAACACCUCAAGACGCUGCAAAGGCCAUUCUCGCCACUGCAUCGCCUUUGUUCUCGUAUGUUACCGGGCAGACGAUUAUGGUGUCUGGUGGAAGGGGAGGCAUGUGAGUGUGCUCUCCCAGCUGUUGAGCUGUUGGUUUCAUAAGCGGCGAGGUGAGAUCUGCGCGGCUGCUCUUAUGAAUGGCGAGAUGAGGUUUGCCCGACGGGCGGCAAGAUGGCUGUAAGCAGCAUCGCCGGACUAUCAGACGGGUUCUUGAUAUGGCCACUACUCCGCGCGGACUCGACCUUUAUGCUCCAAUAGCCCGUCUCCAAUCAACCCUCUAGACUGAUUCGCUCUUCUCUUCGUCUAAUCGUACUUUCUAAUGUCGUUGGAUAGAUUCGCG